Talaromyces stipitatus ATCC 10500 is the source of this 1419-nucleotide messenger RNA. RefSeq lists its product as uncharacterized. Bases 100 to 864 code for a protein of 254 amino acids. The record is from RefSeq and is a predicted model, not a curated record. The transcript is spliced from 3 exons. Lineage: Eukaryota; Fungi; Ascomycota; Eurotiomycetes; Eurotiales; Trichocomaceae.
AUGACAUCCUUUCCUUUUGCAUACUCAUCUCUUGCUUCUACUAUCGCAUACAGCUUCUUACAUUUCGCAUUAUCAGACUGCUAAGACUUAACCGUCAUCAUGGUGAGCACGAGACAUCAUCCAAAAGACUUCCCCCCUCCCACGACACCCUCGAGUGCGAGUGACGGUACCAAGUAUGUCGUGCGAUCGUCAUCAACACCCGGCAAUGGUAAUCGCAAAGGCGUCCACACUCCGUCUAUGGUCGUUUUGGCCUGGCUCACGAUAUCCGUGCCACUCGUCCUUUGGGAUACCGGUUAUGUUCUUUUGCGACCGCACAGUAUGCCUGGUGGGAAAUUCCAUUCGCCCAUCUGGACGCCAUACGCGCUCUACGGAACUAUCGACUACGUCUACGGCUGGCCAGCAUUCGAUGCGCGAAAUGGAUUUACUGCUGCACAGGGAUUAUUGAAUCUGUUCGAGACGGCCGCUUAUGUGCUUUAUCUUGCUGUCGUCUAUUUUUACGGCACCACCGCAACUAGUUCCGGUCGCGCAACGACAAAGAAGGUCAAGAAGAGUUUACCGUGGUUUUUAUUUGAAGAGAAGGUGGUUCCGGGCCGCAUUGGAUCUCUUGCGCUGCUCAUUGCGUUCAGUAGCAGUGUUGCCACUUUCAGCAAGACCAUUUUGUACUGGUGCAAUGAACUAUUUUCCGGGUUUGCAAAUAUUGGUCAUAACAAUCUUUUCAACUUGAUUUUUCUGUGGAUUAUUCCAAAUGGUCUAUGGAUUGUGUUUCCAGCAUACAUGAUUUAUGUGUUUGGAGGCGAGAUCUUGUAUGCUCUGGAGAGCUCAAACCCACGACCCCCGAAAGUAGGUCGUUCGAAGAAUCAGUAAGGCAUGCCUCGUGGGAGAUCAUCUUGCUAUAUGAUCAUAUGACGUCAACACACCGGGCCCUUAUCACGGUCUAUCGGAGAGAACCAUUCACAAGACUUAUAUCCAGAAAUACGACACGUAUUUCGGCAUCGAUCACUGAUGCAUUCCAACUGUACAUAGCUAAAAGAAUAAGAAUGCAAUUGCUUGAGAAUUCGGCCAAACAACAACCCUGAUCCUUUUUCAUUUUGAACUACGUACAACAAAAUUUACCAAGGCGACACACCAUACUUGCCCACCAUCUUGCCAACAUCCGCAUCUCGAACUCCCUUGACAACAUCAGCAAUGACCGCUCCACCGACAUGAGGUUCUGCUGCCCCACGAGCCCUGAGAGAGUCCGCAUCACCCGUAAAAUUCGUGGCAUUUAACCCAGGAUCAGCCGUGAACACCUUGAAAUUCUUCUUCUCCAACCCCAGUAUGUGAUGGUACUGCACCAUCAACAUGUUCAACGCUGCCUUACUGACACGAUAGUCCGUCCCCUGAGGGCGAUAGUACGGCGAACUCGGAUCCGACGCACCA